Musa acuminata AAA Group (dessert banana) is the source of this 1800-nucleotide messenger RNA. RefSeq names its product cytochrome P450 85A1. The transcript has 9 exons. Bases 53 to 1450 code for a protein of 465 amino acids. The record is from RefSeq and is a predicted model, not a curated record. Gene Ontology annotation, biological process: multicellular organism development; brassinosteroid homeostasis; brassinosteroid biosynthetic process. NCBI's taxonomy places the organism in Eukaryota, Viridiplantae, Streptophyta, Magnoliopsida, Zingiberales, Musaceae. Gene Ontology annotation, molecular function: monooxygenase activity; oxidoreductase activity, acting on paired donors, with incorporation or reduction of molecular oxygen; iron ion binding.
UCAUUCUAACUGCUCUCCGACUGGGUGAGGAGUUGCUCCCCUGGUUGCAGAAAUGGUGGUCUUGGCAAUGGUUAUUGGGUUGGCAGUGAGCCUCCUGGUCACCUGUGGUGCUGUGUUGAGAUGGAAUGAGGUGAGGUACAGGAAGAAAGGCCUGCCUCCCGGGACUAUGGGUUGGCCAGUCUUUGGGGAGACCACAGAGUUCCUGAAGCAAGGUCCAAGCUUCAUGAAGAACCAGAGACUCAGGUACGGGAGCUUAUUCAAGUCUCAUAUACUGGGAUGUCCUACGGUGGUGUGCAUGGAUCCAGAGCUCAACAGGUUCAUUCUGAUGAACGAAGGCAAAGGGUUUGCUCCUGGCUACCCACAGUCCAUGCUGGAUAUCCUGGGGAGAUCCAACAUUGCAGCCGUACGUGGUGACAUGCACAAGACGAUGAGGAGUGCUAUGCUUGGCAUCGUGAGCCCCCCAGUGAUCAGGGACCAACUCCUGCCCAAGAUCGAUGAGUUCAUGAGGUCUUACAUCGACAACUGGGGUGGAAGAGUCAUCGACAUCCAAGAGAAGACCAAGGAGAUGGCAUUGAUGUCGGCCUUGAAACAAAUUGCCAGCAUCGAGACAGGUCCAGUUUCUGAAGCUCUAAAAGCAGAGAUCUUCAGACUUGUUCUUGGUACUCUUUCAUUGCCAAUCAAUAUUCCUGGAACAAAUUACCAUCAGGGCUUCAAGGCAAGGAAGAGACUUGUGUACAUAUUGCGGCAGCUAAUAGAGGAAAGAAGAGUCUCUGGAUACUACCACGAUGACAUGCUUGAUUCCCUCUUGAAGAUCGACGACAGCUCCAGAGGAAAACUUGAUGAUGAACAGAUCAUUGAUCUGAUCAUUGCCUUGGUCUACUCUGGUUAUGAAACUGUCUCGACCACAUCGAUGAUGGCUGUCAAGUAUCUCCAUGAUCACCCCGGAGUCCUUGUAGAACUGAGGAAUGAGCAUCUGGAAAUCCGUAAAGGGAAGUCGCGCGAGGAUGCAAUCGAUUGGAACGAUUACAAGUCCAUGAGAUUUACUCGUGCAGUGAUACUGGAGACUCUAAGAAUGGCCACAGUAGUCAACGGGGUACUCAGAAAGACAACCCAAGAUGUGGCGAUGAAAGGUUUCACAAUACCGAAAGGGUGGAGGAUUUAUGUGUACACUAGAGAGAUCAAUUAUGAUCCUCUCAUGUACCCACAACCUUUAAGCUUCAACCCAUGGAGAUGGCUGGGCAAAAACAUGGACUCACACCAGCAUUUCAUGCUGUUUGGAGGAGGAGCAAGGAUGUGCCCAGGGAAAGAACUGGGGACAGUAGAAAUCGCUACAUUCCUUCACUAUUUUGUAACCCGAUACAGAUGGGAAGAAGUUGGAGGGGAUAAUAUACUAAAAUUUCCGAGAGUCGAAGCUCCGAACGGCCUGCAUAUCCGUGUUUGGGACGAUUAGGAUCGAAUUGUACAGAGCAUUAGGUAGUUUUUUCGACAAAUGAUCAUCCGAAGAGAAAUGUUGCUGCAUUUUGUUCUUGAGUUGCUGAGGGUUAGAACUUAGAACUACCCUCGUCCAGAUAGAGAGUUACACAUAGUUUCUGCUAUAAAUUUGUCAAUGCGAGUAUGAUCAGUAGGUGAGUCAUACAAGAUCAUGAAAUUGUCAGAUGACUGAACCAACCGAACUGGUGAUGCUUCUGUGUUUGGUUGGUGACCAAUUGAUGAAGUGAUACUGUCACUCAAAUCUUUUUCUUGUACAGUGAGCAAUGACAUGCAGGAGAGAAAAGAGACCUCCAGAGUUGUUCUGCAUAA